Molecule: messenger RNA, 2115 nt
Organism: Pseudovirgaria hyperparasitica
Lineage: Eukaryota; Fungi; Ascomycota; Dothideomycetes; Acrospermales; Acrospermaceae
Exons: 6
Coding region: 267-1856 (529 amino acids)
Biological process (GO): ergosterol metabolic process
Cellular component (GO): endoplasmic reticulum membrane
Molecular function (GO): ergosterol O-acyltransferase activity
Source: RefSeq, a predicted model, not a curated record
GUGAUUACUGCAAGUGGCGUCCGAGCCAGCUGUUCGCACCUUGGAUAUGACUCUACUAUAAGUCAUACGAGGCAUUAUGACAACCAAACUGAACAUAAUACUAUGAAUUCAAAUACUGCCAAGUAUAUGUGAUCAAUUCUCCUGAUCUUCAUCCUGGGCCGGAUCAGCACGUUCACAAACGUUUCCCAAGUUUCUUGGAACACUGCCACAUAUCGAUACCUGCUGGGAGUAAAAUCAAUAUUCAAUUCAGACGCUGCUCUACCAUAAUGUCGUCUAGCUUUCAGACAGAAUACCUUUCGCCUAAACCAAGACGACCGGUUGGAUCACAUCUCAAUCGAGCACCAAAUCAAUCCCCUUCCAGAAUUUCAGAUGGAAUUGGCAGUGGUCGCGCAACGCCUGUACCUCAUGAUGCUCCUCCAUCAGUCCACGCAACCUCCUCGGCCCGCAAAACCAUCAGGGCUCAGCAGAAGCAUCGGUUGUUCCCUACCAUAGACUAUGCCGCUCGUGUGUCACAUUUCGACCCAAAGAGCGAACACCGAGACUUCAGUGGCUUCUUUGUCCUCUUCUGGGUUGGGCUUGCUAUCAUGGUCAUAACCGCAAUGCUUCGAAAUUUAAAAGAGACUGGAUAUCCUUUAGUCAUCAGACAAUGGCCUGUCCUGACGGAAAAGUUGUUUGAGCUGGCUCUCAGCGAUCUUCUUAUGGUGGCUAGUUCCGCGCUCAGCUUGCCCCUCCACAAGAUGUAUACAGGCGUGAAGAUACUCCGAUGGAGUCGUCUUGGUAUGCCUCUACAGAGCCUUUUCCAGACCGCGUGGCUGUUAUUCUGGGUCAAUUGGCCAUUCCUCCGAAUUUGGAGCUGGACGUCACAGGUGUUCUUCACGCUACAUCUUCUUUCGAUCUUCAUGAAGAUGCAUUCUUAUGCAUUCUACAAUGGGCAUUUGUCCACCACGAGGAGGCGUUUGAAUGACCUUGAUCGCCCAGAUGGGGCAUCACGAGCAAAAGCAUACCGUUAUCCUGGUCGUACUCAGCGAUUACACGACUUGAAUGCUGAACAUGAGCCAUCGAAAGAGGAGCAACUUGGUCAACUCCGUGAAGACCUUGCUCACGAGCUCACAUCCUCCCUGGGUAAUGUCACAUAUCCUCAGAAUCUCACAAUCGCCAAUUAUGUCGACUUCCUAUUCUGCCCAACCUUAUGUUACGAGCUUGAAUACCCUCGAAUGCCGGAGACCGACUUCAUGGAGCUUUUUUACAAGACCCUCGCAGUGUUUGGUUGCAUAUUUCUCACAACCCUCACGACAGAAGAAUUUGUUCUCCCGGUGCUCGACGAGUCAGCAAUCCGGAUGACCGGCAUCGCCUCUUUCUCAGAAGGAUUCCUUAUCAUGGCCGAGUCUAUAUCUCGUCUCCUAUUCCCAUUCAUGGUUCUAUUCCUCCUCGUAUUUCUUAUUAUUUUUGAAUACGUAUUGGGUGCAUUUGCUGAGAUCACGCGCUUCGCUGAUCGCCAGUUCUAUUCAGAUUGGUGGAACAGCUGCGACUGGCUGGAGUUUUCGCGCGAGUGGAAUAUCCCGGUACAUCAUUUCUUUCGGAGGCACGUAUACGUAGCGUCUCGAAUCUAUGUGUCCAAAUCAGCUGCGACAGGAAUCACGUUCCUCGUCAGUGCUUUGGCCCACGAGCUGGUAAUGGGCUGCAUUACGAAGAAACUCAGGGGGUAUGGCUUCACUAUGAUGAUGUUGCAGAUGCCAAUCGUUAUGAUACAGCGAUCAAGGCUUCUUAGGGGCCGGACUUUGCUGAAUAAUGUUCUCUUUUGGUGUAGCAUGAUUCUUGGGUUGUCAAUGAUUUGCGCACUCUAUGUUCUGCUCUAGAUCUCAGCAGUUGCAGCGACUAUGAGGAUAUUCCUUUUAGUAGUGAUGAUCUUCUGUUAAAGCGUCGAGAUACCCUAUUCGCGUUCCAAUGUAUCGUUCCGUAGAGAUCUAGGCUGCAUGUAAUUACACGUUCCAAGUAUCAAUGCCUAGAUAGUUCUAGCCAUAUAGUUUGUCAUUAUUCACGUGUGAGGCAGGACUUGACAAAAUGAUGCGGAAAUCGCUUGCAAUUCCCAUGUAUUUUAUAUUCGACAUACACAGG